AUGAAGGCCAAGUCCCCGAGCUUCUCCAUCACCACCGCGUCCCAGCUCCACGACGCCAUCGACCGCCUCCUCCCGCUCCUCCGCGCCGACGCCGCCCACCUCCCCGCCGCGCGCUCUCUUGCCUCAGCCGCCGCCGCGCUCCCGCCGUCCACACUCCUCUCCAACCGCCUCCUCCACCUCCUCUCCUGCCACCCGGCCUCCCUCCCCGACGCGAUCUCCUUCCUCUCCUCCAUCCCGAACCCCGACCCAUGCUCCUACAACACCCUCAUCGCCGCGCUCUCCCGCUCGCCGCGCCACCUCGCUCCCGCGCGCGCGCUGUUCGACCGAAUGCCCCACAGGGACCACUUCUCCUGGUCCGCCAUCGUCUCCGCCUACUCCCGCCACGGCCAGCCCCUCGACGCGCUCGCGCUCUACCGCCGGAUGCAGCAAGAACCAGGGAACGCCGCGGCGGCGGACAACGAGUUCACCGCGUCCAGCGCGCUCGCCGCGGCCACGGCCGCCCGGUGCGCCCGCGCGGGCAGGGAGCUGCACUGCCACGUGGCCAGGAGAGGGAUCGGCGCGGGCGACGCCGUCAUGUGGAGCGCGCUCGCGGACAUGUACGCCAAGUGCGGGCGAGUGGACGACGCCAGGAGAGUGUUCGACGGGAUGCCGGUCCGGGACGUCGUCUCGUGGACGGCGAUGGUGGAGAGGUACUUCGACGCUAGGCACGGCGGGGAAGGGUUCAGGCUGUUCCUCGACAUGCUGAGGACUGGAGGCGUUCGACCCAACGGGUUCACCUACGCGGGGGUCCUGCGUGCUUGCGCAGAGCUCGCCGCAGAGAGCCUCGGGAGGCAGGUGCAUGGUCGAAUGUCGAAGAGCAGCAUCGGGGACUCGUGCUUCGCGGAGAGCGCGCUCCUGCACAUGUACUCCAAGUGCGGGGACAUGGAGAGUGUGGUGCGUGUAUUCGAGGGGCUAACAGAGGCAGACAUGGUGUCAUGGACGGCGAUGAUCUCCGGCUAUGCGCAGAAUGGUCAGCCAGAGGAGGCAUUGCGCUACUUUGACAAGUUCUUGAGGUCUGGGAUUAGGCCUGACCAUGUCAUGUUUGUUGGCGUUCUGUCCGCGUGUGCUCAUGCUGGUCUGGUCGACAAAGGCCUGGAGGUCUUCCAUUUGAUAAAGGAUGAGUAUGGCAUUGCGCACACUGCUGAUCAUUAUGCUUGCGUGAUCGACCUACUCAGCCGGUCAGGUCAGUUUGACCGAGCAGAAGAGAUGAUUAACAAGAUGACCAUCAAGCCCAACAAGUUCCUAUGGGCAUCCUUGCUCGGUGGCUGCCGGAUUCACAAGAACGUUCACCUGGCAAGGCGGGCAGCAGAAGCAUUGUUCGAAAUUGAGCCUGAAAAUCCAGCGACCUAUGUAACUCUAGCGAAUAUCUACGCAUCAGUCGGCCUGUUCGAUGAAGUUGAGGGUGUAAGAAAUAUCAUGGAGUCAAAGGGCAUAACAAAAAUGCCGGCUUCGAGUUGGAUUGAAGUUGGGAGAAGAGUGCAUGUAUUUCUGGUCGGUGAUAAGUCACAUCCUCGAGCUGAGGAAAUCUAUGUGCUUCUGAAGAAGCUGUAUGCCAAAAUGAGGGAAGAAGGGUAUGUGGCGGACACAGGGUUUGUUCUCCAUGACGUCGAGGACGAGCAGAAGGAGCAUGACAUCGGUCACCACAGCGAGCGCCUUGCUGUUGCAUUUGGGAUCAUUGCUUCUCCGAAGGGUGCCGCUAUUAAGAUUUUUAAGAAUCUGCGGAUCUGUGGGGACUGUCAUAGUGCUAUUAAGCUCAUAUCACAGAUUGCUCAGAGGGAGAUCAUUGUCAGGGACUCAAAUAGGUUCCAUCACUUCAAGAAUGGGAGUUGUUCUUGUAAAGACUACUGGUAAUAUCCGCUGCAUAUACAGAUAUUUUUUAUGUCGUAUUAUUACCCAUUUUUUCGUGGCAUAGCCUCCAGAAUUUUGUUGU
This is a messenger RNA of Lolium rigidum, 1969 nucleotides long. Its product is annotated as pentatricopeptide repeat-containing protein At4g37170. The record is from RefSeq and is a predicted model, not a curated record. The transcript has a single exon. Gene Ontology annotation, biological process: RNA modification. Lineage: Eukaryota; Viridiplantae; Streptophyta; Magnoliopsida; Poales; Poaceae. Gene Ontology annotation, molecular function: zinc ion binding; protein binding; RNA binding. Bases 1 to 1890 code for a protein of 629 amino acids.